This is a messenger RNA of Cannabis sativa, 943 nucleotides long. RefSeq lists its product as uncharacterized. The transcript has a single exon. The record is from RefSeq and is a predicted model, not a curated record. The coding region runs from base 54 to 641 and encodes 195 amino acids. Lineage: Eukaryota; Viridiplantae; Streptophyta; Magnoliopsida; Rosales; Cannabaceae.
CUUUGAGUGAACGUGUGAACUUAGAUGGCAAAAAGAAGGCAGAAUUUGUAAAGAUGAUUCAUGAAAAGGCACGACUGAACAUUGAACGAAGGACUAAACAAUAUGUCCAUCAAGCCAACAAGGGGCGCAAGAAGGUAGUGUUUGAACUAGGAGAUUGGGUUUGGUUGCACUUAAGGAAGGAACGAUUUCCAGAGAAACGGCGUUCAAAACUCCUACCUCGUGGUGAUGGACCAUUUCAAGGAGUGGAACGCAUCAAUGAUAAUGCUUACAAGCUUGACUUACCAGGUGAGUAUGGUGUUAGUGCAAGCUUUAAUGUUGCUGAUUUGUCUCCUUUUGAAAUAGGUGAUGAUUUGAGGACAAAUCCUUCUCAAGAGGGGGAGAAUGAUGCUAACCAAGGAAAUGAUGCAAACCAAGGAGCUGCUGGACAUGCUAAUCAUGAACAUGGGAAUGGAGUUAAAUUUGCACAAGACCAUUUGUCACUUCCUAGUGGCCCAAUUACAAGACUUAGAGCCAAGCAUUUCAAGGAAGCACUAAAUGGGCUAAUCCAAGAGAAUUGGGCUGAUUCUAAAAAGACCAAAAUGGGUUCAAAUAAUAAUCAAGGCUUAGUCCAUGUCAUCAAAGCCAUUGAAGAGACUAAUUAGCAUACUAAUUGGUCAGCAUGGUUUGAACAUUAAAGGGCAUGAAUCUGUUGAAUUUCAAAAGAUAUUAGGUGGGGGAAUAAUAAUGGCAUUGGUUGGUUAUGUUAAAUACAUUGAAUUUAGUCAUCUAGAUAAUUUUGGCAGCCUUAAGAAGUCCAAAAGGCUAAAAAAACGUUGGACUUGUUUGUAUUAAUGUUUGUGUUGCUUUUAUAGCUAUAGUUUUGACUUUUUCUAUUCUUGGAGGGUUGUUCCAAGUAUAAAAAGGGGGUACUACGAAUUGUAAGGGCAUAUUAUGUUUUCAGAAA